This is a messenger RNA of Cydia pomonella (codling moth), 6454 nucleotides long. RefSeq lists its product as uncharacterized. Bases 667 to 3168 code for a protein of 833 amino acids. The transcript is spliced from 2 exons. The record is from RefSeq and is a predicted model, not a curated record. NCBI's taxonomy places the organism in Eukaryota, Metazoa, Arthropoda, Insecta, Lepidoptera, Tortricidae.
CCGUGCCCUCAUCCCCGGCUGCGAUGCACCUACGUCACAUACAUGUUAUCGCGUCAUGUCACCAGCAGCCAAUGAGAGGCAUCCAUCGCGUAUAUGUCGUGAUCGGCAGCCAAUGGUGUAGCGGCUCGUCAUCCCUGCGCGCACCAAUGAAGACAGAGAAUGACACUCACAUUUUCGAUCUCUCACCGAACUACCACGUAGCUUAUACGUACUUAUUUUUUGCUCCUUUUAUAUAACGUUAAUUGAUUCAAAAACCAUGUAGAAAAAUUCCGAAUUAUAUAAUUAAUUCGAAGAACCCGCUGCCUUCGUCAUUUCUACAACCUGCCAUCCACAUCAGCGCAAAUCCUGGCCAUCAGCCCCAACGUAUGUCUAUACGCGCAGACAUAAAUUUUGAUCCAUCGAGACCGGAUAUCAACCAGCCUUGGAUACACGGAUUGGAUGUGAGAACGCAUCGGCAGAGUGCUGUAACGACCUGAGUCAUCGGCAGCGGUGAAGAUCUUCGUGCUUGUGCUUUCGUUGUGACCCUAUCGCACGUCGUCGAGUCGACCUUCGCAAAAGUCUGCAAGCAGCCCGCAUCAGCUUUACCGCUAGCUGCCUUGCUGUGCUCGACCGUGGUGGUGAUUGCAACUGUGAGUACUUGGCGCCUGCCUUUAUUCGAUUCGCGGAAUGACUGGCAAAGAUGAUCUUGUGUUUCACGCCGCGUUAGGUCCUAAUCAAGAAACGGACUUGGAAAAGAUAAAACAUUUAAGCCGUAGGCGAGGUUCCGUAAAAUGUAGGCUAACUAAUUUCAAAAAGUUUGUCAAAACGUUUGAGGGUUUAAUUUUGUCCGAUACCCAGCGCACAGAGCUUAAUUUACGCAUGCAGGGAGCUCGGGGUAUUUUCGAUGAUUUUACUGAAAUUAAUAAUCAGCUAGAAAUUUUAAUUCCCGAUAGCGAAAUGGACUCACUUUUUCAAGCCAGAGAGGCAUUCGAAAGCGAAUAUUACGCGAUUUUGGCCGAAACUCAAUGUAUGGUGAAAUGCUCGGAGAAAGCUAACGAACCUAAAGUGCAAGCUUCGAAUAAUUUAGCCCAAACAGUUCGGCUCCCCGUCAUUUCUUUGCCAACUUUCGACGGAUCUUAUGAACACUGGUUACAAUUCCGUGACACAUUUGCGUCCUUAGUGCAUAACUCGCAAGAAAUAACCAGCAUUCAAAAGUUCCAUUAUUUAAAGUCAUCGCUAAAGGGUAAUGCGCUUCUUGUUAUCGAUUCACUUGAGUUUUCGGCAGAUAAUUACACGAUUGCUUGGGAAUUGCUAUUGAACCGGUAUGACAAUAGUAGAUUGCUAGUACACAAUCACGUAAAGGCCUUAUUUUCUAUACAAUCGCUUAACAAAGAAUCGCCGGCACUGUUAAGAAAGUUAUUAGAUACAGUUUUAAAGAAUUUACGCGCUUUAAAACUGCUCGGUGAGCCCACAGAAAGUUGGGAUACACUAAUUAUUUAUUUAGUUGUCUCUAAAUUAGAUUCCACCACCGAACGUGAGUGGGAGCAAUAUAAAUGCACUUUAUUACCAGUGUCGAACGAAAACAAAGCCGCGCUUAAGGUAGAUGAUUUGCUUAAAUUCAUUCGCGACCGCGCCGAUAUGUUAGAAACCUUAUUGGUUACGCACAGCCGGUCUAACACUAAUAGCACUUAUCCGCAGCAUGAUGCUAAAAAAUCAUACACUCAUAACGCGCACACGGCUCCAAAGGUUCACUGCAAUAUUGUUACCGAAAAGUCCGUCGCCAAAUCUCACUCCAAACAAACACCAAACAAAAAAUUAUGUUUUAUGUGCAACGGUAAACAUCCUUUGUACUCGUGUCAAGCAUUCAUUGAUUUAACUUUGCAAGAUAAAUUAAAAUUAGUUCGCGAUAAAAGUUUGUGUGAGAAUUGUUUACGAACAGGACAUACAUCCAGUGAAUGUCGAUAUGGCCCGUGUAGAAAGUGUAACAAAAAACACAAUUCCAUAAUUCACGAGGACGAGAAGGAAGGUGCCAGUGACAAGCGCUCCGUAGCAUUGCUGGCAACAGACAACGCAUCAAGGUCGCCCUCCUCCUCCUCCUCGAUCACUGAUAAUAAUAUCGCACACGCACAACACGUAUUGCAGGUAUCGAACGCACACAUAGACGAAGACGUAUACGCGCGAUUGUCUUCGAGGCGACCUGUAAUGUUAGCAACUGCCCUAGUCGAAAUUCCAGAUAAUUACGGUAAUUAUCAUAAAACGCGAGUGAUUCUCGACAAUGGGAGCGAAGGUUGUCUAAUUACCGAAGCGUUGUGUGACAAAUUAAAUCCGCAAUCGUUACAGUCCACUGAAGAAUUAAACGGUAUCAUGAAUUUAGCUACACAUAGUUCGCGAGUAUGUGAAAUCGAAAUAAAUUCACUUGUUACCAAUUUCAAGGCGCGAUUACAAUGUAGGGUUUUACCGCAAUUAACCUCAUCAUUGCCUACGUUUCCGAGCAAACGUAAUCAAUUCCGCAUUCCAGAUAACGUACGUCUGGCAGAUCCUAACUUUUAUGAAAGUCAACCCGUUGAGUUACUUAUAGGAGCUGACCUAUUUUGGGAGCUCCUCGAAGGUCAAGUUGAGAUAACUCGCUUAACAAACGGGGCAUUUUUAGUAAACACUAAGUUAGGAUGGAUUGUUUCCGGACCUGUUUCCUCUAAUACGCGCAACACGAAGCCUAUCAAUUGUAAUUUUACGCAAUCUCUUGACAAGCCAUCAUUAGAUAAUCAAUUACGUAGGUUUUGGGAAAUAGAGGAGGUGCAGGCAAACAACAAAUCGCACAAUUCGCGCAGCGAAGAGGAAAUUGCAUGCGAAGACCAUUUUGUCAAAACAACCACCCGUCUCGAGGAUGGUAGGUUUUGCGUGCAACUUCCUCUCAAAGAACCUCCCGAAUCUCUCGGUGACUCAUUCGCGCAAGCAAAAAGACGCUUUAUGUCGUUAGAAAAACGUCUCAGUCGCGAUCCUAUAUAUAAAGGCAUGUACAGCGACUUUAUAAAAGAGUAUCUCGCGUUAGGUCAUAUGAAACGAGUAUAUACCUACGGAACCCCUAACUACUUUCUGGCCCACCAUGGAAUUUAUCGUGAACAUGCACAAAAACACGUCUUAGAGUCGUUUACGACGCUAGCGCCCCCACGACCAGUGGCAAGUCGCUGAACGACAUACAACGCGUAGGUGCACCUAUUCAAGGCGAUUUGAUUGCCAUAUUGCUGAGAUUCCGCGAAAAUAGGUUUGUUGCAUGCGCCGACAUAGAAAAACAUUAUAGACAAGUUUUAAUUGACGAAUCUCAACGCGACUUACAACUUAUUUUAUGGCGCGAUAAUCCAUGCGACGACCUUGACAUAUAUCAGCUGAGUACCGUUACAUACGGCACGGCGGCCGCUGCCUUCCUCAGUUGCAGGUGUCUCAAACAGUUGGCGCUAGAAUGUAAUGACCCCGAAGUAGCUAGAACGAUUAGAGACGAUUUUUACGUAGACGAUUUGAUCUCUGGAUCGUCUACAAUUCCCGAAUUGCUACGAAUUUGUGACGAAACCGCGAAAGUUUUAAGUUCUGGUUGCUUCCCAUUACGAAAAUGGGUUUUUAACUUCGAUUGUACCGAUCAACGUUAUAAUGAUGAUACAUCAAAGGAAUUAUCAUUAGGCGAACACGCGCAUAGUAAGACUUUAGGUCUCGGUUGGUACAACAAAAGUGACGAAUUGUUCUAUCAUACGCGACACGAGUCAAAUCCUAAACCUGUCACAAAACGCAUAAUAUUAUCCACGGCAUCACAGGUUUUUGAUCCGCUCGGAUUAUUAAGUCCGAUGAUAAUUAUCGCUAAAUGUUUAUUACAACGGUUGUUUUUAUUAAAGGUGGAUUGGGACGCAGCGGUUCCCGAUGACGUCACGCAAGCCUGGCACCGCUUUGUAAACAAUCUAGCUAUUUUACCUAGCAUUCGCAUACCACGCCAUGUUAUGUGCAAUGACCAUAUAUGUAUAGAAUUGCAUAUAUUUUCAGACGCAAGCCAAUUAGCUUAUGGCACUUGCGCCUAUGUACGAACGAUUGAUGAUAAAUCAGCUGUUACCGUCCGGUUGCUAUGCUCAAAAAGUAAAGUGGCCCCAAUUUCGCCUCCGUUGAGUACGCCUCGAUUGGAAAUGUCCGCGUGUUUAUUGGGCGCUAAAUUAUAUAAUAAAAUAAAAGAAUCGUUCCGCGCAAAAUUCAACCGAGUAAUAUUUUAUACCGAUUCAACAAUUGCUUUAAGUUGGCUCCGAAUGCAGCCUAAUUUACUAAAACCUUUCGUUCAAAAUAGGGUUGCAGAAAUCCACGAAAUAACGAAAGAACAUUCGUGGCAUCACGUUAGCGGCAAGUGCAACCCGGCCGAUUUGGUUUCUAGGGGAGUACAGUUGGACGCACUUCGCACCUCCAGUCUCUGGUGGACCGGUCCCGACUUCCUUCAUGACAUUAAUUAUAAUGCUCAGAGUGUCGAUCCGUCAUUGUUGCUAGACGAGUCCCAGAUACCCGAACGUAAAACUAAUCCUAUGACUAGUCUGGUAUGCAACGACAAUAACAAUAAUAACCUAUUUACAUUCGACAGGUUUUCUCAGUUCAACCGUAUGCAACGCGCGGCCGCAUAUGUGCUUCGCUUCAUUCAUAACGCGCGCAAUAAAGAUGCACGUCGAACCGGUGCGCUCACUGUAGAUGAACUGAGGGAAUCUGAAAUAUUACUCUCGCGCUUAUCGCAAUUGGAGUCAUUAUCGGAUGUUCACAAUGUAUUGACAAAGAACAAAUGUAUCGCAAAGGGUUUCUUAGCCAAAUUAAAUUUGUUCAUUGACAAUAACAAGGUAAUUAGAGUCGGAGGACGGCUUACAAAUUCUUCUAGGUUUGAUUACGAUAAGAAACACCCGAUAUUACUUUCUAGUAAGCACCAUUUUACUGUUUUAUUGUUCCGAUAUGAACACAAAAGAUUAUUGCACGCAGGACCGCAGCAUAUAUUGUUCUCGCUUCGCGAGGCCUGGUGGCCUGUAAGCGGUAGGAAUUUAGCUAGGAAAGUGGUACACAGCUGUGUUGUUUGCGUUCGUUUUAAGGGUAAAACGCUAACUCCUAUUAUGGGUAAUUUACCUUCAGAGCGAUUAGAACCCGGGUUCGCGUUUGUCAAUUGCGCUGUGGACUACGGGGGUCCAUUCUACAUUUUAAACCGCAAAGGUCGGGGAGCCACAACUGUUAAGGCGUAUUUAUGUAUAUUUAUAUGCUUUGCUACACGCGCAGUUCAUUUAGAGUUGGUUACCGAUCUCUCUUCAGAUGCUUACCUACUGGCGUUGAAAAGGUUCAUUUCGCGUCGUGGUAAACCUUCAAAAAUAUAUUCAGAUAACGGACGGAACUUUGUAGGUCUUAUGAAUGAUUUUGCAAAGUUUUUAAAAUCAUGUUCAGGCGAAAUAAAAGAAUACGCGAAUUCGAAUAAAAUUGAAUUUAUUAUGACACCACCUUAUGCUAGUCAUUUUGCUGGUCUGGUUGAGGCUGGUGUUAAGAGUUGCAAGCAUCACUUGCGACGCGUGAUAGGUGAUGUUAAGCUAACUUACGAAGAGUUUAGCACGAUUUUGACUCAAUGCGAAGCUAUCCUGAAUUCCAGGCCUUUGAGUCCUUUGUCCUCAGACCCGCAAGACUACACCCCUUUCACCCCUGCUCACUUCCUCGUUGGACGUCCGCUGACAGCUCCUGCGUGCGCUGACCUCAACGACGCUCCCGUACACCGUCUGACACGAUACCAGCGAGUGGAGCAAAUGCGACAACAUUUCUGGGCCAGGUGGUCGAAGGAGUUCAUAUCCGAGCUGCAGGUCAGAACAAAGUGGACGAGAAAUAUGGACGACCUCAAGGUGGACACUCUCGUCUUGAUCAAGGAGGACCAUGCUCCGCCCCUCAAAUGGAGCUUAGGGCGAAUCACCAAGACUUUCCCGGGUAAAGACGGCGUCUCCCGAGUGGCCGAUAUCCGCACAUCCCGCGGCACUGUACGUCGAGCCUUUUCGAAGAUCUGCCCGCUACCUACGCAUGAUGACUAACUUCACCGUCUCAUUGGAAGUUGACUCUUCCAAGGCCGGGAGCUUAUGUUAAGGCAUACCUAAACCGCAUAGAAACUGGCGGCGGCCUGUGACCUUCAGCCUGGCCGCGCCUAGCGACCCGUGCGCUCAUCCCCGGCUGCGAUGCACCUACGUCACAUACAUGUUAUCGCGUCAUGUCACCAGCAGCCAAUGAGAGGCAUCCAUCGCGUAUAUGUCGUGAUCGGCAGCCAAUGGUGUAGCGGCUCGUCAUCCCUGCGCGCACCAAUGAAGACAGAGAAUGACACUCACAUUUUCGAUCUCUCACCGAACUACCACGUAGCUUAUACGUACUUAUUUUUUGCUCCUUUUAUAUAACGUUAAUUGAUUCAAAAACCAUGUAGAAAAAUUCCGAAUUAUAUAAUUAAUUCGAAGAA